AUGCACUGCCCCAACUUGGCGACUCCGCUCAUGGCUCCACCAACUCCUUGUGGGUCUAAGAACGUGGAGAACUCUCCUACAGACCGCCGUGGAGACCAGAAAAAACCUCGUCGUCAUUCCCCGAAGAAAAGCGGACGUUCAGAGUGCAGAAGUCGUUCGACGAACCAUCAAGGCCAAAUCACAAGAGGGAAACCAGAGCAACGCUGUCCAUCGAAGAACUUAGACAGAACUGGUAGCAUUGAUCGUAGCGUCCCAAGGGCUGUUUCCAGGGCCAGCAGAUCUACUCAAGGAAGGCGUCGUAACUAUUCCGAAUUGAAGGUCGCUCCUGUAACUCCAGCAGUGAGUGCUGGAAGUCGCCGUCGCCAACCAAGUGAUGCUGGAAGUCGCCGUCGUCAUCAAAGUGAUGCUGGAAGUCGCAGUCGUCAUCAAAGUGAAAGUCGUACUGCUGCGAAGAAAUCCAGUUCUUCUCGCCGUCGCUCAGAAAGUCGUCGUACCGAUUUGAAGCCAAGGAAGCAGUCAUCAUCCAAGAAUGACGACACACCUCGUCGCCCAUCAGUUCCUCGUGAACACCGUUGCACUGUAGGAAUGAGAGUCAGUUUUUUCCAAGCACCAGAUGCAGCCAAGAAGCAAAUUGUCAUCCCGCUACAGACGCGCUACCAUCUUCGCUCACCUAUUGCCCUCAGUGCCGUGCUACAGUCCAGUUCUGCGAGGCUGCCUGCUACAAACAGUGGACCGGGGUGUGUCCCAGGAGUGCUGCUCGACGAUGGUGACAAGAAGCAAUCUGUACUCGACAGAUCACCGCCUGAUAACAGUUCACUGCCUCUUGAAGUGGAGCCUACAUCUUCUGGAGCUGUCCCACAGCAAUCCCAGGAAUCGUCCUUCCACAGUGGUGCUGUCCAGGCUUUGCUAUCAGGACAACUUGCUGAUGGGGUUUCUCAUGAGGCUGAAUCCUCUGAUCCGAAAGGUAAAAAAGGAGGUCUUGAAGCUGCCGAAGUCGCCAAGAAAUCCCCGCCUCUCGGU
Ostertagia ostertagi is the source of this 1020-nucleotide messenger RNA. The record is from the annotation of a GenBank genome assembly. NCBI's taxonomy places the organism in Eukaryota, Metazoa, Nematoda, Chromadorea, Rhabditida, Trichostrongylidae.